Messenger RNA from Suillus discolor, 2266 nucleotides. RefSeq lists its product as uncharacterized. The transcript has 5 exons. Gene Ontology annotation, biological process: signal transduction; regulation of fungal-type cell wall organization; activation of GTPase activity. Bases 105 to 2189 code for a protein of 694 amino acids. The record is from RefSeq and is a predicted model, not a curated record. Gene Ontology annotation, molecular function: GTPase activator activity. Gene Ontology annotation, cellular component: cell cortex. Lineage: Eukaryota; Fungi; Basidiomycota; Agaricomycetes; Boletales; Suillaceae.
GCCUGCGUCCGCGCAGCAUCUUACGCAAACCAAACCCUCUAAUCCCUCCUUACCCUUUAGAUCACUCCCUUCAAGUUCCUCGACCAUCACGACCUCUUGCCUUGAUGCCUCGCAUGGAUAUACAUCCCCCGUAUCAAACUCCCAGUUUACUUCCCUCAACGUACAAUGACUCUUCCCACUUACUCGCCACCCCAUAUAGUCGUGGUCAGGCACAGUGGAUGCCUCGUGGAUAUGAGUCGAGACACCAGCAGUAUAAUCCUCCACAUCCCACCGAUUACCAGCAAUCACCUCGCGAUCAUGGCGACCAUCAAAAACGUACAUCCCUGCCACCACAUGCUUUCCAACAACAGCAGAACGGUACUCGCGAUGUCUCUGCGUCCAUGCCAGACAUCAGGCGCAUACCCAGACCGUCAUCCGCGGAAAUAGAGAGGGACAGGCAGGCUCGGGCAUGCGGACUUCAACUCGAUUACACGUCACACCACAAUGUUCCCCCUUCCUCAAAUACCCAUCUACCACGAGGUAGCAGGCGCCUCGAGGAAGAUCAGCCACAGCGCGAGCCGAAGACGCUGUUAGACCGUGGAAAACCUUAUGCACCCCGACCAAAGCCACACAUCUUGUACCCUAGGCUCGACAAGCUCGUUCGACGUGAGAAGCAUCGUGCGAUGGAUCACAUUUCUUUUGACGAGGAUGUAAUGGAAAUGUAUAGAGAAGAAGGAGAUUUACGAGAGAAGCUUCGUGAAAAGCGCAAGGGCGGUGCUGAGAAGAGAGAUCCAAAAUUUCGUGUGAUAGGAGCGCCGUUGCGUGAUGUGUUGAUCCAUGCAUCAUCCACGAUCACCAUCGGCGAACACCAGCACGACGUACCGACCCUUGUCGUUGCCUGUGUAGAAGAGCUGACCAGAACGGGUAUUUACCAACAGGGGCUGUUCCGUACAUUGCCUAACCUCGAUCGGCACAUGCAAUUGAUCGACAUCUACAGUUCCAGCACCGAUUAUGGGGCUCAAUUCAGCAUGCACGGGCAGACCAUGCCAGACAUCUGCGCUGUCUUAUCCACGUUCAUCUCCACUCUUCCCCAACCUCUCCUCGAUCCUAAACUUUACGGUGGAUUUUGGCACUGGUGCGUCAAGCCCAGCGUGAAGCGCGAGGAGGUAAGGCGAAGCCAACAGGAUGCGGAAGAAGAGGAGAAACGUGAUAAAGGCGAGCUGCCACCCUUGCUUCCCAUAACAGCCCGACAGCAUCAGAAACAAGUCCAGGACGACCUUCACCUUAGUCACGACGGUGAUAUCGAGCGCCAUCAGAUCAUGAUUGCACAAAUAAUCCUCCGCUUCCUGCCUAUAGGCAAUCUCUCCCUACUGAUUUACCUCUGCGGAUUUUUCACCCAACUUCCCCUUUGUCCUGAGAACGGCAUCCAAUUCGAGGAUAUCGCGCGGAUCUUUGGGCACAAGAUUUUUGGUGCGACGGCGAAGGUGUCAUCGCAGAAGAUGAUGGUUUGGUUAUUAACGAGGUGGCACAAUAUCUCAGAAGGUCUCCUCACUGAUGCAUGCGGAAUGUCGCGGCCGUCCACCCCUGUCCUCAAUCAAAAGGAGUUGCCUACUGGUGAAGACAGCGGUGGUAGCCCAAUGGUGAAAACCCCCAGUUCGCGUCGCAGUCGUUCGUCGGACAGCGAUCGUUCCUCGUAUUCGUCUUCUCCCCACGAUCAAGCGGAAUCCAGCACUACUCGGCAUCGUAAGAAACGGAGCAUAGAAUCCACACCAGAGUCGGGUGAGGAUGGACUGUCAAGAUCUCGCCGUCUUCCAAGGCGGAAUCGAUCAGGUCGCCAGAAUAGUGCGUUCAUUUCGCACCGGAAGAAGGUUUCUGUGCAGGAACUUCCAGACGUGUUUUCAAAGGCAUUUGCGAACGCACGGGUCACUACUCCAUCAUCACCUCUCGAACGCACUUCAGGGGAUCAGCCAGAAAGCAUACUUCUCGAUACUCGAGUACGCCUCGCGCGCCUUCACAGCGAUCUCCAGCGCAACAAUUUGGUCGUUGUCGACGCUAUCAAGGAAUCAUUCAAGGCCAGUGACGAAGCGCGCUUACUUUCUGAGAAGAUUGGGCAGCUAGAAAGGACAUACGGGGACAUUAAGUCACGUAAUCCAAAUAUGCUCGCCAGCACAAGGGAACCGCUGCAGGUUGGCAUGUUGGAGGCAGAGUGACUACGCACACUAGAAUAUACAAGACGUCACAGAGUUAUAAUAUGAUAGUGGUAGGCCUUAAUACACGAUUCUAGGGU